UGAAAAGACGAGUUCGGUUGAGUAUUCACAGCAUGUCGGCAUGACUGACAGCGUUUGUCUGCGGUGGCGUCUCCCUCUCUCUCUCUGGAUGUGAACGCUGAUAAACUCGAUUUCCCGCAAAAUCACAGAAAGCGAGAGCGGGUUGUAUGUCACCUCCGGAGGACAGCGGCCAAUUGCAGCGCCGGAUUCUGUCAGCGCGUCUCCCAUUGGCUGACAACUGACUCCUGCUCUGUUGUUCAGUACAAAUUGAAGGAAACCACACACGAAAAUAAAUUACAGCGAGAUAAUCAACAAAUCGAUCCCAAAACCCCCCAAACCACCUCUGACACCAAACGAUAUCUGUGACAGUUGCAUGCGUCGGGACCUCGGGCGCCCCGGAGGUUGGUUUUCGAGUAAACCAUGCUAGCUGUGCUAGCUAACUAACCAGCGUCUCGUCGCCUCCUCUUCAUCUUCAUGGGUUUCUGCUGUUGAGUCUGCCAGGCUUGCGCUGGAGGCAGCGAGGCCAACAAAUUAAUGCCAUCAGCCAGGAGCUCAGGUCAUAUUAUGAGUGGGGCGAGUUGCAAAGCUAACGGCGCCGUGUACCCUGCCUCAUCAGCCAUGAUGAACUCUGUGAAGAAGCCGAAGAUGGAGCAGAUUCAGGCCGACCGUGAGCUCUUCCUACAGGCCUUUGAAAAACCCACACAGAUAUACAGAUUUCUCCGCACAAGGAACUUGAUUGCACCCAUAUUUUUGCACAGGACGCUCACCUUCAUGUCACACAGAAAUGGUCGAACAAAUGCCAAGAGGAAAACAUUCAAAGUGGAUGAUAUGUUGCAGACAGUGGAGAAAAUGAAGGGAGAGCAGGAUUCUCCAAGCUUGUCUUCACAUUUACAGUUAACCUUCACUGGGUUCUUCCAUAAGGAUGAAAAGCCAUCUCAGGUUUCAGAAAAUGAACAAAAUUCUGUGUCCUUAGAGGUGCUACUUGUCAAAGUCUGCCAUAAAAAACGCAAGGAUGUCAGCUGCCCGAUAAAGCAAGUGCCUACAGGUAAAAAGCAGGUGCCUUUGAAUCCUGACAGCAACCACACCAAGCCUGGCUCCUACCCAUCCUUACUGGUCUCCAGCAACGAGUUUGAGCCCAGCAACAGCCACAUGGUGAAGUCCUAUUCGCUCCUGUUCAGGGUGUCGUGCACAGGGAGGAGGGAUGCUAAUGGUCUGGUCAACGGAGAAGCCAACGAAAACAUUGAUGUUACAGAUACCCCCAGUAGAAAGAAGAGAACGUCAUCCCAUAGAGAGGAGGGAGAGACCACAGAGACUUAUGUUGCACAGAUGACAGUCUUUGAUAAGAAUAGGAGAUUGCAGCUGCUGGAUGGGGAGUAUGAGGUUUCGAUGCAAGGGAUGGAGGACAGCCCUGUGAGCAAAAAGCAAGCAACAUGGGAAACCAUUCUUGAUGGGAAGAGAUUGCCACCGUUUGAGACAUUUUCUCAGGGACCCACACUGCAGUUCACAUUGCGUUGGACAGUUGAUGCCAGCGGAAAGUCCACUGCCCCGAUCGCAAAACCCCUCGCUACCCGCAACUCGGACAGCUCUGGCCCCAUGGAGACCAGGACCAGCAACCAUCGAGCUGCCCUCAUGAUGAAAGAGUCAGUCAGCACAGACAUUCAGACGAGGAAAGAGCAGGUCCUGUGUGAGCCGCGGCAGAAGCUACGUAUAUUUUAUCAGUUCCUGUACAACAACAACACGCGGCAGCAGACGGAGGCAAGAGAUGAUCUUCACUGUCCCUGGUGUACGCUCAACUGCAGCAAACUCUACAGCCUGCUCAAACACCUCAAACUCUCCCACUCCCGUUUCAUCUUCAACUAUGUGCCUGACCCCAAAGGAGCGAGGAUAGACGUGUCUAUCAAUGAGUGCUAUGAUGGCUCAUAUGUCGGCAACCCUCAGGACAUCCACAGCCAGCCUGGCUUCGCUUUCAGCCGCAACGGCCCGGUCAAGAGGACUGCUGUCACUCACAUACUGGUUUGCAGGCCCAAGAGGACCAAACCAAGUCUAUCCGAGUUCCUGGAGACCGAGGAUGGAGAGUUGGAGCAGCAGAGGACCUACGUCAGCGGACACAACCGUCUCUACUUCCACAGUGACAGCUGCAUGCCCCUGAGGCCCCAGGAGAUGGAUGUGGACAGCGAGGAUGAGAGAGAUCCGGAUUGGCUCAGAGAGAAAACUGCCACGCAACUAGAUGAGUUCACCGAUGUCAAUGAAGGAGAGAAGGAGGUGAUGAAGCUGUGGAACCUGCAUGUCAUGAAGCAUGGAAGCCCAAACAUUAACAGUUUCAUAGCGGACAACCAGAUGAACCAGGCCAUCAUGUUUUUUGUAGAGAACCGUGGUGCUCACAUCAUCCGCCGCAACCUCUGCCGCAACUUCCUCCUGCACCUGGUCAGCAUGCACGACUUCAACCUGGUCAGCACAGCCACCAUCGACCGCGCCAUGGCCCGUCUGCGGCAGAUCCAAGAAGAGCUGCCGAACAUUGAAGAGGAUCAGCGGGACCACACUCUGGGAUCGGCAGGAGCCUGCAAUGGCAAUGCUGUCACCUCCAGUGGAGGAAAGCAGGGCAAGAGGACAAAAAGCGGGCUAACGGACUGAUGCAGGCUGGAUGGAUGAUUGUCAGGGGGGGAAGGGGGGUUUGUUCAUUUGUUUUUGUUAUUUUUGUUUUUUGGACAUUACCGACCCUUUGGUGCUUAGAUAGGUGGCUGAACUGGUCUGGGGAGGACCUGACCUAAAGCAGACCAGUAUACAAGGUAAACAAGUUUUUGGAACUUGAAAACUGAACCAAAUAUGAACAAUAUAAACGUGAAUCCCCCACAGCUACACAAACCAGGAAUGUGAGGACGGGAUGAUGCAAGUUGAUCCUACUUAAUAUGCAUUUUGUAGGAGCCACUGAAGUACCUGUGUUUGGGUGAGCGAGAGUGAACAAGCCGAGAAUCGUCUGAAGUGGUGAGACGGCCGUUGGUAUGUCCUCGUUAUUAGAGAACUGUAUCAAAACUACAGUUAAACUGUACAGAUAACAUUGUCACUCUUGAUGAUUUGUACACAUACACGAUAACCUUGUUGAAAACUUAUCAUUUUAGCUGAUUAUUUUAGCACUUGGUGUUUGUAUCUAGAAAACUUACCUUGAAAUUGUCUUUUUUUUGAUUCACACUGCACCAAGUGUUGAAUGCAGCUUUUCCACUUUUUUCCACCAGUGGAGAACAGUUAGUGGGUUUGAUUUCACUGUUGUGAAUGACAUUGAAUUUGAAGAGUUAUACAAUUAAGAGAACGUCACAGUAACUUGGCAUCAUGUCUAGAUUAUAUAAAGUCUGUAAAGCUUUUGUUAGAACCCCUGGAUGGAUUGUGGGUUUUGCUGGUAGGUUGCCAUGACAAUAGUGUUAUACUGUAAGCUUGGAAGCUGGACAACAGAACAAAUUCAGAUUUUGGGUCCAGGCUAAACUCCUACUUUAUAACCCCUGAGCCUUUUGGCCUGCAUUGAUAAUAGCUCAAGGAAAGCCAGGGAAAUUAACCUUUCUGAAUAUUUUCUUUUUCCUAAGACUUAACUGAUACAACCAGCAGCACAUCACCACAUGUGUGGUGUAGUGCACAGCACUGAACCUAUAAAAGUCGACAGUUUUUUGAUGAAACCGGCACCUGUAGUUUCUUUUUCACAUUGAAGUUUGAGUAUGUUUUUUAAAACUUGAGUUCAGAUAAUCAGCAGCUGAUUGACAGAAAUGUGUGUUCAUGUGACCACAUCACAUGUUUAGCGGUGUCCUGUUCUGAAUCCAAUGGUUAACAGUUUGCAGUUCUUCUCUCAAAGCAAUAUGCUGUUUGUUGGAUGGUUGAUUUUCAGGUCCAUACCUGUUGUCUGUUCUGUUAGUUGCAGUUGAUGCCAAAGGGGAAUAUUUACAUCAGUCUUAGUUCUGUGUAUUUUAUUCUUUCUAUAUUUUCCUUUUCUUCAUUUCAUAACCAGUUUUUAAAGAAAGCGGUAGUUGUGUUUUUUGUAGUGUACACAUAAAAAGGUGAUCAUCACCAUGCUUUGUUUCAUCAGACUUCCCUUGUGGACUACCAAAUUAACAAACAGACAAAAAAAAUUAUCCCUCCAAUUUGUAGAGGUUUUCUGUGUUCAUCUGGAAAAAAAAGCAGAUAUAUUCACCAUUAUUGUCAAAACACCAUGUUUAAAAAUUGUGAACUGUACACUCUGGCUAAGGUUUUUUUUAUAUUUAAAGAAAUAAAAUACAUUUGACCUUA
Scophthalmus maximus (turbot) is the source of this 4245-nucleotide messenger RNA. RefSeq names its product SUZ12 polycomb repressive complex 2 subunit b (gene suz12b). The record is from RefSeq and is a predicted model, not a curated record. Bases 514 to 2610 code for a protein of 698 amino acids. The transcript has 18 exons. Lineage: Eukaryota; Metazoa; Chordata; Actinopteri; Pleuronectiformes; Scophthalmidae. Gene Ontology annotation, molecular function: chromatin DNA binding. Gene Ontology annotation, cellular component: ESC/E(Z) complex; nucleus.